Zeugodacus cucurbitae (melon fly) is the source of this 3195-nucleotide messenger RNA. RefSeq lists its product as uncharacterized. The record is from RefSeq and is a predicted model, not a curated record. Gene Ontology annotation, molecular function: protein binding. The transcript is spliced from 5 exons. Lineage: Eukaryota; Metazoa; Arthropoda; Insecta; Diptera; Tephritidae. Gene Ontology annotation, cellular component: plasma membrane. The coding region runs from base 257 to 3076 and encodes 939 amino acids.
CAUGUACAUAUAUGUAUUCAAUAUUAAUGAAAUGCAAAUUUAAUAUAUGCAUUAUGUAGUUAUCAGUUCGAUAUGGUGGCAAGAUAACGAACGCACCACUGAUAAAAAGUUAAUAAAUUAUUAAACGCCGAAGGUAAAUACACAAAUAGACGGCUAUCGGCUCCUGUGAGAUAAUCAGUUGAUCGUGUGUACAUAAUAUUUAAUAUCGCUGUUAUAGAAAUAAUAUUUCAGUCUUAAAUAGUUAAGCGAGCAGGCAAUGUCAACAGUACAAAGCGAGGAUGCGCCAGUUAAGCGCAAACCUGCUGCACAAGAGAAGGAUGUGAGUAAAAAAGAGAAGCCAGUGAAUUGCAAGAAAUGCUCCUGGCAUACAUAUUGUCUGAACGAUACUUGCAUACAAGUCACCGCCUGGCUGCUCUUCACCGCCGGCUUGUGCAUAAUAGCGAGCACAGUUUAUGUGGGCAUUGUAAUGCAAACAAAUCGUGAGAAAUAUGUUGAUUUUAACGAUACUAAUGAAUAUGAAUACGAAUACGUAACGUACACACGACCAAUUGUGGAGACGACGACAGCAAGCCUUAACAAAAGCGUCAGUUAUCCUAGAACACUUAGUCUACAGACACCCGAUAGUGGCGAGUACAGAAAUGGUUGCCGGGAGAUUAAUUGCAGAAUCACUUGUAUGGACGCGACGCGUUUCUAUGAAAUGCUCUACGCUACUUCAUUAGCUACCAGUUGUGCCAACAUCGACGUGCUACUAAUCAGAGAGCAGAGCUUUGUAAAUGGUGUUCUAAGCAAUUCCUGGAUUGAUUGCCGACGACCCGUCUAUGAGUUGGUGGUGACUGCUAGCAACAUAACACGCAUUAGAAGUGGCGCCUUCAAUUCACCGCUCUUCGUGGAUACAUAUCUCCUGUCGUUGAGUGACUUACAGUUGACUAGAGUUGGUAGUGGCGCUUUGCUGGGUUUGCGUUCACUGCGUUACCUAAUCAUCGAUACACCACUUCAGGACAUAAAUCGUGCUUUCUUUCAACCGGUACAAUCAACAUUGAUGCAUUUGCGUUUGAAUUGCGGUUUGGAUGUGUUGCCGCGACAGUCGAUAUUCGGUGUGAGCAUUUUGGAGAAACUGGAAUAUGCCGAUCUCAGCGAUAAUGUAUUCUAUGGACCAUUGACGCGACAAAUGUUUUUGGCCACGCCCAAUUUGCGUUAUCUACAUAUAACGAAUUCGAAAAUCACUUCGAUUGAUGCGGAUGCAUUUGUCGAUCUAAGCGGUGUGCUGGAGGUGCUCGAUUUGUCUGAAAAUUUAAUCACCACACUCUCAGGUGCUGUGCUAAAACCGUUAUUGUUUGGUUCAAAACGCACGCUAAUCAGUUUAGCGUACAACAAAUGGAAUUGUGGUUGUAAUUUGCUUGGGUUUGUUCAUAUCUAUCGGAAAUACCGUAAGAAAUUUUUAAGCAGCAUUUUUUGUCAGUCGCCUACGUUGCAACAUGGCAAGCCAUUGAAUGAAUUGAGCUUUAAAGGUGAGAAUUGUGCGCAGAAAGAAACCAGUGAGGAGUACGAGGCUUUGGUCACCACAAUUAACAAUAAAGCGACCAGCACAGUUCGCAGAACAGUAACAACAACACCGUUUGCAACAACUAUAAAAUCGUUAUCAACAACAGUAAUGUAUGAAACAACACCAGCAGCGAUUAGCACAACAACCACACGAAAACCCACCACCACCACACAAAGAUCCACCACAACCAUACAAAAACCCACCAUACCUGCAACAACAAAUGCACCACUGAUCAAAACCACAAUCGCAACGUCCAACGUCAGCGGCAAUGGUAUGCUAACACCAAUAGGCAAUGAUGGUUCGAGUAGUCGUUCCAGUGCAGAGGAUUCCAAUGUAAUACAAUUGCGUUGCUUACACAUUUUGACAUCAAGAGAUCUAAGUCAAGAGGAAACUGAAAUAGCGCGUGAUAGACGCUCACUUGAAAUUGCUAUUAUCUCGUCGGAAAUUAAAAGUUCAACUGAGGUUAAACAAGAGACCUCAAGUGAAGAGCACGCAAACGCUGCAGCAGAUCCAGUUGAGCCGGAGCAGCGCCCAUCGGCACCGCCAGCUGUUACAAGGCAUCCAAGAAAUACUACUUCCGGAAGAGACCGGCUGACGAAUAUUACAAAACCACCGAAACGCGACUACCACAAUCCAUCCAUGGCUUUUUAUAAAUUUGAAGUGCCAUCAUAUAACUUCGAAUUGACGCUGUUGGACAAUAAUUCCGUGCAAGUUUUCAUACACGAUUACAAUAGUCAACCGAAAAUCAAUAUAAUAUGGUUCAGUCGCCAGAAUGAUAUGGAUAAUGUUGCGAAUAUCAACGAAGUGGCACAAAAUAUCGAGUAUCAUUGUGAAAUGUAUCAGCAGCCAUAUUUGUUAGUCGACAAACUUACUGAAAACACAACUUACACCUUUUGCAUGCUGGAAAUACCACAGAUUACGAUUUCGCCCUUCAAUUGUCUGCCCUUAUAUGUACCGUUUUUGAUCACAGAACCAGAUAAUACUUGGAUUACCCAGGACGAUAAACAAUUCACUUUGGGAAUGUUGUCAUUGAUUUUCGUAUUGUCGGCAAUGUUCGGUGGUAUAAUUGCCUAUUUCGGCGUCAAAACAUAUCCGGAACUGUUGGAGGGUUCGAAGAAUGUUUUGGUUGUGAAGCGCUCGGAACAAGAAUCCGAAUAUUUGAAGAGUAUGGGAUCCAUUAAAAAGGAACCGCUUAGUAGGCGAUCAACAAGAAAGCUCACACUAUCGUCUUCGGAGAUGCCACCGUUGUCUCUGCCACCACCACCACCGUUCAGCGUGUCGAAUUUCAAUUUGGAGCGUCUAUCCAGCAUCAAAUCGUCUUCUACUUUGUUUGAGAGCUCAUUCGGUCCACCACCAUUUUCCGUUGUAGACGAUCAAUAUGAAUUGCCGAAGCAAUAUAAUCGUAGCUUUGACGAGGAACGCUGUGUGCCCAAUCCAUAUGCCAUGAGCCCGUGUUCGCCGCCACCUUUGCCCAAACGGAAUCCAAGCAUUACCUCGUCAAUUAUGACAAAUCGUUUUUCCAAACCGAAUUAGCUGAAAGGUCUUCUAACUGAUAAACCAACUGAAGUGUUUUAUAAAUAUUUACUAUUCAUAUGAAGUAUUAUGGAAAUUCAUUAAAUUAUAUUCAAAAUAAAUAUAUGUAUCUAUCUAUG